ACGGGUGGAGGAAGGUGUCAGGUGUGUUGUGUGACAGAAGAGUCUCUGCUAGGAUGAAGGGCAAAGUUUAUAAAACAGUGGUGAGGCCAGCCAUGAUGUACGGAUUAGAGACAGUGGCACUGAAGAGACAACAGGAAGCAGAACUGGAGGUGGCGGAAAUUAAGAUGUUCAGGUUUGCUCUAGGAGUGACCAGGUUGGAUAAAAUUAGAAAUGAGCUCAUCAGAGGGACAGCCGAGGUUCGAUGUUUUGGAGACAAAGUUAGAGAGAGCAGACUUUGAUGGUUUGGAGUGAGUAUAUUGGUAGAAGGUUGAUGAGGAUGGAGCUGCCAGGCAAGAGAGCGAGAGGAAGACCAAAGAGAAGGUUGAUGGAUGUCGUGAGGGAAGACAUGAGGGCAGUUGGUGUUCGAGAGGAGGAUGCAGGAGAUAGGUUUACAUGGAAAAGGAUGACGCGCUGUGGCGACCCCUGAGUCAACUUCCAAACUUUAAAAAAAAGUUGCUUCUUCCCCCACAAAUCCAGCAUAUCGCUUCCGGUAAACAGUUGACAGAUUCGCUAAUUAUGGUCACGUGGUCACAACGAAAUACAGUAAUCCCUCGUUUAUCGCAGUGGUUGGUUCUGAACUACCCCCGCAACAGGUGAAAUCCACAAUAUAGUAGGGAUGUUACGGUCCAGCCUCUCUACUUGAAUCUGAUUCGACCAAAUGAAGCAGAGGAGUGGCAAAGCACUGUUUCGACACUUGGUUCAAACAUGCGGAAAAUCAGGUGAUCACUGUGAACGACGCCUCCAACGUCACAGCAGUGUUGAACUGGAUGGGCAAGUCUAUAGCUCAUUCAAAACCCCUUCAAAUGUGUCAGAAUCUAUGGUGGCUUUUUUGAGAGAUUUAAAGCGUUAUUGAUACAGUACAUCGCAAUCAUUUUCAACAAAUAAGCCAGGGAGGGAUACAAAUAUUUACAUUACAAAUCCAGUUCUGAGGAGUUCAUAUGUUCUCCCCGUGCCUGCAUGGGCUUUCUCCGGGUACUCCGGUUUCCACUCACAUCCCAAAAACAUGCAUGGUAGGUUAAUUGAAAACUCAAAAUUGCUCGUAGGUGUGAAUGUGAGUGCAAAUGGUUGUUUGUUUAUAUGUGCUCUGCAAAUGGCUGGCGACCAAUUCAGGGUGUACCCCGCCUCUCGCCGAGAGUCAGCUGGGAUAGGCUCCAGCGACCCAAUGAGGAUAUGCGGAAUGAAUAUUGAAAUAGUGAUACACAUGCAUCGAGAUGCUGUACUGUCAAUACGAGACAAAGGAGCCUUUUAUGUCCACAUUACUUUUCAAAAGGCAAUGAGGUCAGCUGACCCAAAUGAAGUGCGUAAAAGCUUUGGAUUAAUAUGAAAAGUGCUAUAUAAAUAAAUUUGAAGGUGCUACACAAAUACAUUUGAUAGUGAUAAAUAAAUAAAAUACUUGAUAUUGAAAAAAAACAUUUUAUUCCUUGUAAUAGGUAUUUUAAUGAAUGUUAUUUUCUUUUUUUUUUACAAUUGUUUUAGGCUUGGGAAGCAUUUAUUUUACCACCAAAAAAUUACAGCAUACAUUCAAAAUCCUGUGAUAUGACAAAUUACGCGAUAUGAAUAUGAAAAAUAAAAACCACACUGCACUAAAUCCGCAAUAGGUGAACCGUGUAGUAGUGCGUGUAGUUCAUACACAGCCUGUCGCAGCGGCCUGAUGGAGAAAAAAAAACACAGCGCUCAUUGUCUUUAUUUGACCGCAAUUUAUUUGAUAACAAUUUAAAAGUGAAUUAUUAAGUAUAACUGAUUCGGAUGCCUCCCGGACGCUUCCCUGGUGAGGUGUUCCAGGCACGUCCCACCGGGAGGAGACCCAGGACACGCUGGAGAGACUACAUCCUUCGGCGGGCCUGGGAACGCCUCGGGAUCCCCCCGGAAGAGCUGGAUGAAGUGGCUGGGGAGAGGGAAGUCUGGGCGUCCCUACUAAAGCUAUUGCCCCCGCGACCCGACCUUGGAUAAGCGGUAGAAAAUGGAUGGAUGGGAUGGAACUGUAUUGAUUCAUUUUAUAAUCUUUGCUUUGGUUAUCAUCUUCGUUGGGGGGGAUGGGCCACAGCAUUGUUGCUCCCUCAAGAACCGCCACUGGAAGGAAGAUGAAUGAGUUGGUCAGCGUUCCUUUCGAUUUAUUGCCACUAACAUUGUGAGCAGAGUCAGUAGUGAAUUUGUAACAUUGACAGCCUCAGGAAUUACGAUAACGUAUGUGAUCAAUCAUUUUGAAGUAUUCUUAGGUGAUGUUGUAUGCUUGAAAAUUGCGACAGGAGCAACACAAAAGAUGCCAUUGGCGAUUCCCCCACCCACCUCUCUCAAAUUCCUCAUGAAUUGUUGGAGUGGACAACUGACAGCAGGCCAGUCCGGUUUUGAACUUUUGGGCAGUGAAACUCGUUUGGCAGCAUGGUGGAGAGUGCAAAAAAAGCAAAGAAUGCAGGGGGGAGAACUAUAAAAAAAGCGAAGUCCAAAAGGUUUGCACCCAGUUCAUCAGUGUCCAAGUCCUCCGGUGCAGAAGUCUCUCGGCCCCGUCGGAACAAGGCGCUGUGUGUGCUACACAAACAUGGCACCUGUCCUUCAAAUGCUGGCGCUCAUGCUGGCAUCUGUCUUUCUGCAAAGUGCGUCAUCGGGUCCUCUCAGUGACACCAUCUUUGCGGUGACUGUGAGCUCCCAGGUGAGCGGAGGUGCGCAGGAAACCUUGUGCGCCGUCAUCCAGGGCCCCACGGAGCUCGUCACGUUGACUGUCACCUUGGACAUGGACUCUGGCAGCACUGUCAUCCUGGAGAAGAAGGUCAAAGAGGACUUUUACCAGUGCACGAACUUUCAGGUCCCAGCAGUGCGCACUAAUACUGUGGCAACCAUAAAUGUCACUGUUAAAGGGGAGAGUGACUCCAUGAACAAGAAGACCAAAAUCCUCAUUGUGCCCGCCGCUUUUAUCCACAUUAUCCAGACUGAUAAAACUGUCUACAAACCUGGACAGACCGUGCAAUUCCGAAUCGUUUCCAUGGAUUCCGGUUUCAUCCCUGUGGACCGGAUGUACACAGUGGUGGAGCUUCAGGAUCCCAAUUCCAAUCGAAUUGCUCAGUGGUUGGAUAGAUUUGUUGCCGCUGGAAUCCUUGAUCUUUCCCAUCCCAUGAUUCCAGAGGCAGCACAAGGAACCUAUGUAAUCACUGCCACCACAGACAAAGGAGAGAAAAUCUCCCACAGCUUUGACAUCAAGGAAUAUGUUUUGCCCAAAUUUGAGGUAACUGUCCACCUCCCGAGUGUGAUUACAAUCAUGGACCAGCAGGUCAUGCUGAAGAUUUGUGGAAAAUACACUUAUGGAAAACCAGUUGUUGGCUCAGGCAAGGCGGUGUUUUGUAGGAAUGCUUUUCACUAUUUCUGGCGUGCCAUAUCACAGAAAGACCUCUGCAAGACAUAUAAACUGAGAACCGAUCGCAGCGGUUGUGCUACACAAAUGGUGAGCAUGGAAGACUUUGCCCUCAACAAGAACAUGUAUGAUGAUAGUUUUGAGGUGGAUGCCGAAUUAGAGGAGCAUGGCACAGGGGUGAUCCUGAAGGGUACAGCGCAGGCAAGCUUCAGUGCCCUUAUCAGAACAGUCACUUUUGAAGAUGUACCUGAAGCAUACAAGCCUGGCAUCCCAUUUGAGGGAAAGGUCAAAAUGACUGGUGCAGACAGAAAACCUGUGGCCAAUGAGCAUGUCUACUUAAUCACCCCAGACUCAAUUACCUUAACACUCACCACAAACACAGACGGCGUGGCCUCGUUUUCACUGGACACCAGCAACUGGGGGGACUAUGCCAAUCUUCAGGCCAAGUCCAAACUGGUUGAAGAUGAUGAGCCAUAUGUUCCAGGUAUUCGGAAACCAGAGUACGGGACAGCUUACCACAAUGUUUCUCCCUUCUACUCCAAGAGUAGUAGCUUUUUGAAGCUCAUGCAGGUCAGCGGGACGAUCUCCUGUGACAAAGGUGCCGCAGUAAGAGCCAAGUACAUCAUCCAGGGAGAGGAGCUCAAGAAGGGACAGGAGACCCUUGACUUUUUCUAUUUGGUGAUGUCCAAAGGUGCAAUCAUGCAGCACGGUCAUCUCCAAGUGGCUGUUCGCCUGGGUACAGUGAACAAAGGAGAGUUGUCCAUAUCCCUCCGUGAAGUGAUCAACCUGGCGCCGUUUGCACAGGUUGUAGUUUACACUGUGUUGCCUGGUGGCGAGGCUGUGGCAGACAGCCAGGAUUUCCCCAUCCAGCUCUGUCUCAAGAACAAGGUUUCUCUUAAGUUCUCGUCCCUCCAAGAGCUUCCAUCAGAGAAGACCACAUUGAAACUCCAGGCUCAGCCAGGCUCUUUGUGCUCUGUGAGAGCCAUUGACCAAAGCAUCCUACUGCUGAAGUCAGAGAGGGAACUCACUGUUGACUAUGUGUACAGUCAGCUCCCUCUGCAGAAGCUGGCAGGAUACCCGUAUGAGACUGAAGACUACGAGCCAUAUCCCUGCCUUCCUGAGCCUCAACCUGAGCCUUUGGUGGCUCCAGAACCGUGGAGGCGCGAGCAAUCAUUUCACUUUGGACCAACCAAUCAGAAGAAUGAUGUCUACAGCGUCUUUAAAGAAAUCGGAGUCAAGCUUGUGACAAAUUCUGAUGUGAAGAAACCCUAUGACUGCCGACGACCUAAAUAUGAGUAUUACUUUGAUGCAAAUUUUCCGGUUGCCAUGGCUUUCAAUGUGAAGCGAGGCUCUGGUAGCGGUGAGAAAAAUAUGGAGGAGAAGAAGGAGACCAUUAGAACAUCCUUCCCGGAGACGUGGAUCUGGGACCUAGUUUCUGUUGGAGGCAAUGGUUUAGUGAAUGUGGAGAAGACGGUCCCAGACACCAUCACCAAGUGGGCUGCUGGAGCUUUCUGUGUCUCCUCUGUGGGCUUCGGUGUGGCGCCCACCACUGCGCUGACGGUCUUCCAGCCCUUCUUCGUCAGUCUGACGCUGCCCUUCUCUGUCAUCCGUGGGGAAGUGUUUACUCUAAAAGCCACCGUCUUCAACUAUCUCUCCAAAUGCAUCAUGGUGAAAGUUACGCUCGCUCAGUCUGAGAUGUAUAACUUCAGGAACUGCGAUGGCUGCCAGUACAGUGUGUGUCUAUGCGGUGAUGAGAGCAGAACCUUCACUUGGAUUGUCACUCCAACUGCCCUUGGCAAAGUCGACCUGAAGGUGAGCGCCGAGGCCCUGAAGACCAACUUGCUGUGUGGCAAUGAGGUGGCUUCUGUCCCUGACGUGGGCCGUAUUGACACCGUGGUCCGCAGCCUGCUGGUGGAGGCUGAAGGAACGCCUCAGUCAGUGAGUCACAACGCGCUCCUCUGUCCUGCAGAGGGACAAGUGGAAAAGAAAAUCUCUCUUGUGUUGCCAGAGAUGUUUGUUGCUGGAUCUGCCAGAGCCACUGUCUCUGUACUGGGUGACCUGAUGGGCCGAGCCAUUAAGAACCUGGACCAACUCCUGGCAAUGCCAUAUGGCUGUGGAGAGCAGAACAUGUUGAAGUUUGCUCCCAACAUCUUCAUUCUCAACUACCUGAAAAGCACAGGUCAACUGACUGCUGAGAUUCUGGACAAAGCGACGCGCUUCCUCGAGAGCGGAUACCAAAGGGAGCUCAUCUACAAGCAUGACGAUGGCUCCUACAGUGCCUUUGGGAAAAGCGAUAAAUCUGGCAACACCUGGCUGACCGCCUUUGUGAUGAAGUCAUUUGGGGGGGCGAGGCCUUACAUCUUUGUAGAUCCCAAGCACGUUAUGGAUGCCAAGAAAUGGUUGUACUCUAAGCAGGGGCGUGAUGGCUGCAUCAGAUCUGUGGGGAAACUCUUCCACAAUGGCAUGAAGGGAGGAGUGAGCGACGACGUGUCCCUGACGGCUUACGUCGUUGCCGCCCUGUUAGAACUGGACUCCGACACAAAAGAUCCUGUGAUCCAGAGGUGUUUGGGCUGUCUGAAAGAGGCAGCCGGCCAAAUGGACAAUUUGUACACCACAGCGCUGAUGGCCUACACCUUCACUCUGGCUAGGGACGAGGCGAUGAGGCUCAAGCUUGUCAGCUACCUGCACCAGCAGUCCAGUACAAUGGGGGGAACCCGCCACUGGGAGCGAACGGGGGCCUCUGUGAAAGGACUGGAUUCUCUGGAGGUGGAGAUCACUUCGUAUGUGCUGCUGGCACUGCUCUCCGGCCCUGUCCUGCCAAAUUUUGGUCUGGGCUACAGCUCUGGCAUUGUGCGCUGGCUCACACAGCAGCAAAAUCCUUACGGUGGUUUUUCUUCAACACAGGACACCGUGGUGGCCCUCCAAGCGCUGGCUAAAUACGGUGCCGCCACCUAUAGCGUUGGAGGCAGGACUGUCGUGACGGUGACGUCAUUAGGAGGUCUGAACAAGCAGUUCAUAGUUGACCGGAGAAAUCGGCUCCUGUACCAAGAGGAGAAGCUGAGCGAAGUCCCCGGAGAGUACACGAUCAAAGCAAAGGGACAGAGCUGUGUUCUGGCACAGAUUUCCAUGCAUUACAACAUCCCCCCUCCUCCGGACUUUUCCGCCUUCGACAUCUCCGCUAAUACCAUCUCCAAGUGCAACCCCCCCAAGCCACAGAUCAUCCUCUUUGUCCAUGUCAGGUACCAGGGCAUGAGAGAGGAGACGAACAUGGUCAUCAUUAACAUCAAACUCCUGUCCGGACACAUUUUGGAUAAAAGCUCUCUGGAGUCGUUAAAGAAAGACCGCUCAGUGAAGCGCGUUGACCUGGAUGAAGGUUAUAUCAACAUCUACUUGGACGGGCUGAAGAAAGGUGAGGCGAUGGUUUACAGCGUCACACUGGAGGAAGACGUGCCUGUCAGGAACCUGAAAGCAGCUGUGGUCAAAGUGUACGACUACUACCAGACAAGUGAUGUGGCCGUGACAGAGUACACGUCCCCCUGUGCAGAGCGUGUCAACGAGGUUUAAAUGAACAUAGAGGAGACUACUCAGAUUCUCAUCUGGAAGACUCGAUGUUCCUCAAACAUAGAUGUGACUUUUUUUUCCAUUGGUGAAUUGAUUUUAAGGGAAUCCCUGUGAUUGCAAAUUAUGUUCUUUUCCUUUUUCUGUGUGUUCCUUUCUUUUAAAAAAAUAUUGUUUCCUCACCUCAACACUGGAAAUGUGUUAACACUUUUAAUACACUGAACCCAAGAAAAUCAGACUGUGUUGUGUAACAGUUUUAAUAGGAUUGACAAAUCCAUGUUUUUAACUCAAAGUGGAGGAUAAUGCAAGGUACCAAUAACUGAUUAAAUGAAUGCUAUGUGAGUGGGCGCAUUUAGAAUGGUCCCGUACCAUUUUAUAAGUAGAUAAAAUUCAUCACUACAGUACCAUACAAUUUGAAAUGUAACAGUCAUGUAAUAAAAU
Phyllopteryx taeniolatus (common seadragon) is the source of this 7381-nucleotide messenger RNA. Its product is annotated as alpha-2-macroglobulin-like protein 1. The record is from RefSeq and is a predicted model, not a curated record. Bases 2576 to 6946 code for a protein of 1456 amino acids. NCBI's taxonomy places the organism in Eukaryota, Metazoa, Chordata, Actinopteri, Syngnathiformes, Syngnathidae. Gene Ontology annotation, cellular component: extracellular region. Gene Ontology annotation, molecular function: endopeptidase inhibitor activity. The transcript has 36 exons.